This is a messenger RNA of Lingula anatina, 7048 nucleotides long. Its product is annotated as ras-specific guanine nucleotide-releasing factor 1. Lineage: Eukaryota; Metazoa; Brachiopoda; Lingulata; Lingulida; Lingulidae. The record is from RefSeq and is a predicted model, not a curated record. Gene Ontology annotation, cellular component: plasma membrane. Gene Ontology annotation, molecular function: protein binding; guanyl-nucleotide exchange factor activity. Gene Ontology annotation, biological process: Ras protein signal transduction.
UCGGCUCAUUUACUGACACCUGUUGUGGAAUGGAAAACUGGUUUGAUGUUGAAUUAGAUUUAUUGCAUUUUGUUUCAAUUAAUGUGCGUUUGGGAGAGUUGAACGUUAUGUUGCAGCAUUAAUUUGAAUAUAAUUAUAUUUACGUUAUGAAGUUCAAGGUCGUUUGAAAACGCGGAUGCUUGGAACUGCUGCAGGAACUGGUAGGAAAAUUAUAAAGUUGAUGCUAGCCCAGAAACAUUUCUCUUACCAAGCUAGUAUAACCAUUGUCACGUCUACACCAUGUGGUCAAGAUGCAGAAAGCUAUACGGGUAAAUGAAAAUCAGCUACUAUAUCUGGCAAACAAAGCAAGGAUUGAGAACAGUAUCAGCGGAUAUCUAAACAAAAAGAGUGGAGAAUCUGCAAAAUGGCAGCUACGGUGGUUUUCUUUAUAUCAGAAUUUGCUAUUUUACUAUGAAAAUGACAGCACCACCAGGCCCUCCGGGAUAGCUUUCCUAGAGGGAUGUUACUGUGAACGGAUUCUGACACCAAACUCUGUCAAAGGAGAAAAACAGCUGUACAGUUUUGCCAUCAACUUUACCAAAGAAGGACAGAGGCAGUAUGAUCUGGCAGCAGAGUCUGAAGUGGAGUGCAAUGCAUGGAUUGAUGCCAUCAAGAUGGCAAGUUUUAGCCGGGUUAUUGAACAAAAAGAGCAAUUGGAACAAAAACAUUUGCACUUGCUUCAAAUACUGGACAGUGAACGCAAGGCUAGAUGGCAGUAUGUUCAGCAGACAGAGGAACUGACAGAGGAGGUGAAAAAACUGAAAACUGAGCUGCGUGAGUUCAAGACUGGAAAGAAGGAUCCUAACCAUGUGAAAGCUGCAACAUCAACAGAAGAAGAAAGUGAUGAAAUAAAGAAAAUAAAGAAGGUUCAAAGUUUUUUCCGAGGAUGGCUUUGCCGCAGACGUUGGAAACAAAUUGUAGAGGAAUAUAUUCGAUCACCGCAUGCAGAAAUGAUGCGGAAGCGGAAUAGCAUUGUUUUUGGGAUGGUGGAAGGAGAAGAGGAAUAUGUCAAGCAACUUUCCACUUUAGUAUCUUGUUUCCUGCGCCCAAUGAAAAUGGCAGCAAGCUCCAAAAAGCCACCUAUCACUCACGAAGACGUCAAUUCUAUAUUCCUGAACAGUGAAACAGUAUUGUUUCUGCACCAGAUCUUCAUGAAGGGUCUUUGUGCAAGAAUGGAGAACUGGCCUACUUUAGUACUUGGUGAUCUGUUUGAUAUGCUCCUCCCAAUGCUGGGAAUUUACCAGGAAUAUGUACGCAACCACCAUUACAGUCUACAGGUGCUGGCAGAGUACAAACAGAAACUGGAGUUUAGCACACUUCUUAAACGUUACGAGGAGAAACCACCAUGUGAAGGGAGGUCUCUCGAAACUUUUCUCACAUAUCCUAUGCACCAAAUACCUCGCUACAUUGUCACACUUCAUGACUUGCUUGCUCAUACUCCGCAUGACCAUGUGGAAAGAAAAAGUUUAGAAUAUGCCAAGGGGAAGUUGGAGGAAUUAUCAAGGGUGAUGCAUGAUGAAGUCAGUGAAACAGAGAACAUCCGUAAGAAUCUGGCAAUAGAACGGAUGAUAAUUGAAGGCUGUGAUAUUUUAUUAGAUGUCAACCAGACCUUUGUAAGGCAAGGUUGUCUCCUGCAAGUAAUGACAGAGAAGGUGAAACCCAAUAGAGGUCGUCUGGGGUCAUUUAGCUCUUCUUUUAAAGAAAGCAAGAAAGAGACGGUACGCCAAGUGUUCCUGUUCACAAAUCAUCUGCUGAUAACGUCCAGAGCAUCCAAUGGAAGACUACACCUUGCAAAGAACUAUGGCAAAAUACCUCUGAUUGACUGCACAUUGGUGGAGGACUCCAACUCGGACAUCUUCUUCUUUGAUGAUGAGGCCUCUUCUAUGGAAAGCUUGAAUAACCUGCCAGGCAGCAAUACUCUGAGUACACCAAAUGAAUCCUACUCUGACAAGAAACUCUCCAUAGACUACAAGGGAUUGGAUUUCAAGAUAAUAGUGGACUCCAAGAGUGGCCCACCCAUGACCAUAACACUGGUGGCAUCCUCCCUACAGGACAAGGCGGCAUGGUGUAGUGACAUUAGUCAGUGCAUAGAAAACCUGCACUACAGUGAUCUACUGAACAGCUCCAUGAGUGACACUUCCUCAGUCACCAUGCCACAGUCUGUGAGGUACAUUCACAGCACUCAGAUAUGGUCUGACCCCAAGCUCUUCAGGGAUGACAUUGAUAUCAAAUUCAGCAGAACUCUCAACUCUUGCAAAGUUCCUCAGAUCCGCCAUGCAUCGGUGGAUAAGCUGCUAGAGCGUCUGACAGAUCUCAGGUUUCUCAGCAUAGAUUUUGUGAACACAUUCCUCCUGACCUACAGGGUGUUCACCAAUGGAGAUGCUGUGCUGGAAGCCCUGAAGAAGGUCUACAAGAACCCUGAGUGUGGAGGUAUUGAAGGCUCUGGCAUGGCCCCAGCUUCCUUACAAGCACAGAGACGACACAUCAAGAUUCGUGAAGCAGAUUCAUGGAGCAUGGAUUCUGAUGUUUUUCAACCGAACCCUGCAGACACUCCCCCAGUGAGCACAUCUAGUCGCAAUAGUACCCCUGAUGCAAAACAGUUCAUCCGCCCCCAGCCUGAGAAGCCACGCCGUAUCAGCACUGGGAGCAUGAAGAUAGAGGUCACUGGUGCUGAAGAAAAAACCGCAAGCUCUAAUGAGCAAAAAUUUUAUUUAUUCAAAUUUUUUUCUAAUUUCCUAGAAGAGAAGGAAGACUCUUCCACGGACAGUGAGAAAGGCAGUACCCCCACCAGCACAGAGGUGACAGGACUUCUGUUUCCUCCCAAGAGAAAACUGGCUCCCAUAGCCUCCUGUGAGACCUUGUCUGAUUUUCCUGGUGCCCUGUCUCCAGUGUCACCCACUUCAAUGACACGACUAAGGCUAGGACAUUUCCCAGGAGAGUCAUCAUCAGACAGUUACACACUGCAGGUCCCUACUGAUCCCAACCUGUCGCAGUCCUCAGAUACAUUAACAGGAGGACUAGACAAUGUCUCUUCAUGGUCUCAUAGUACAAACUCGGGGACUCUGACCCCAGGUUCUAAUGGGGACUCGCUCUCUGACAGCCCAACUAAACUAGGCUAUAGUGCCUUUACCCCCAUACCACAGAGAACUCCUAAUAGGAUUUCGUUCAGACCAGAAGAGAAGGAAAAAGAAAAGGAGAAGGAGACUGGAGAAAAGAUAGAGCAGCAACGUUCUCCUAGUGCAAGCCCUAAAAUGGGUCGAAAACCAUCCCCAGUUCGCAGUUCAUCACCACUGUCAAUUCCUCUUGCAACCAUAGCAGCAGUGCUGCGUAGACCAACUUCUCCAUUGAAUGUACCACAAGCCAGUCCAAAAUUGAGGCGAUCCUCCUCCCCAGUCACUGGGGCAUCCCCGCAGGCUACGUCUCCAGUUGCUAGCCCUAAAUUGAAGAGAGCAUCAUCCCCCAUCAUCUAUAGUUUCUCUUCCCCUAGUAUUAUAUCUCCCCAAAAGCCAAAAGCCAAGCUGGGCAGUGUGGACUCCACCCAGUCUGACAGUGGCGUGUGUCUGACCUCACCUCGCCACAGCUUGGUGACAAUGGAGGGGUCCCCACCCUCGGCCAAGGCCGGCGCUGUUAUCACCUCCUCCAGGCCUUCCAAGCGAAGGUCUAGUUCAUCAGCUGCCACCACUGCAUUUGCGGCAGCCACAGCAGGAGUGGCUAACACAAACUCUGAGAAUCAGAACCACCACCCCAAGGGCAUUAAUAGGUACCACAGUGCAGUGUGGGCCAAUGGGAUCCCUGGUAUGAGCCCAGCACACCCAACCAGAAGGAUGAACAGAUAUCACAGUUUCACUGGAGCCGGUGACCUUAAACCAUAUAAUGUGAACAAGAAGAGGGAGUCUGUCAUAAGCACGGCAGCAACCAUGAGAGUACUUAAUGUACUGAGACACUGGGUCUCAAAACAUUCUCAGGACUUUGAAACAGACCCUAAGCUGAAAGCAGAAGUGAAGGAUCUCCUGGAAGAGAUGGUGUGUAACACUAACCUCCUCCCAGCUGAGCACAAGGCAGCAGCUAGUAUUUUGCGUACAAUGGCCAAGGAGGAGUCAGCUAACACAUACAGGGUAGACCUGGUGGCUGUGCUGUCUCCACCACUGAAACCCUCCAAGGACACAUUUGACACCCUGUCUGCCUUGGACAUAGCUGAGCAGCUGACAUACCUGGACCACCACAUCUUCAUGGCUAUAAGGAGCGAGGAAUUACUAUGUCAAGCCUGGAUGAAGCCAGACAAGGCAGAGAAGGCUCCCCAUGUUCUCAUGGUCAGCAAGAGAUUCAACGAGGUCAGCAGAUUGGUUGUUUCAGAGAUUGUCCGCCGGCCAAAUUUUCAGGAGCGCAUUGCUUGCAUCGAGAAAUGGGCAGCUAUUGCUGACAUAUGUCGCUGUCUGCACAAUUACAACGGUGUGUUACAAAUAUGUGCUGCAUUUGUCAAUAGCUCAGUUUAUAGGCUGAAGAAAACAUGGGAUAAAUUAUCUAAACAGACCAAGCAGAUGAUAGAAAAGCUCCAGCAGUUGGUCUCAUCUGAUGGCAGGUUUAAGAAUAUGCGGGAUGCCCUCCACAGAUGUGAUCCGCCAUGCAUUCCUUAUUUGGGCAUGUAUCUUACUGAUCUCUCUUUCAUCGAGGAAGGCACACCCAAUGUCACAGAAGAAGGACUAGUCAACUUUUCCAAAAUGAGAAUGGUUGCUCAUGUAAUACGUGAGAUCCAGGUGUUCCAACAGACCUCAUAUAAGAUAGAUCUCCAAACUAAGGUGACUGCCUACUUACUGGACCCAACCAGACUGCUUGAUGAAGAAGAAACCUACAAAGCAUCACUGGAAAUUGAACCACGAACCUCCAGGCUUUCCAUAAAUGCAGCUGAGGGAAAAUAAGCAGUUGACCAUGUGCAUUUGCUUCACAGUUAUUCACAAUUACAUGUUAUAUGUAUUUCUUGCCUUCAUUUUUGGAAGCUGCAAGUUAAGAAGGAAAGCAUUUGAGGAUGCCACAUGGUUUUGGAUGCAAGUUUACUUAUUUUGCAAAUGGUAUAUUAGAUGACCUUGUCUAUAACCGUGUGGUCUUUCAAACAAAAUUUGUUAAAAUUAUAUAUACAAACAGGCACUCACUAGUCCAGGUGAGGUCACAUGUUUGGUCAUUCAGUCACAAAAGCAGGACUUAUGAAAGAAAGUGAUAGAUGACCAAAAAACUGUCAAAUAUAUUUGGCAUCUUGAGAUAUCAUCAUAGUUGACAUAAAAUGUAAAGAUAAGCAAAACGUACUGGUAAGUAUUACAUUUCAAAUGGACAAUAAUGAGUUAUCAAAUAUGAUACUAUUUCACAGUACUUAUUUAUAUGUGGGAAUGUAGAUUAACAUAAUGUGUCACUGGGUUCUUAGUGGAGAAUGGAAAUGACAUAGUAAGUCACAAAACUUAACAGUUUAGAAGUCCUGCAUAUGGUGUGUAAUAUAAUGGAUGGUGAUGAAAAUUGUAUUAUUUCAUCUUUAACAGUCUCGAAUCCAUCAUGAACACUUUAUGAUUAUAUGGGGUACCAUUUAAAUGCGUGUGUAACAUUAAAGGGCCUCUUUACCUAUGCUAAAGGGGUCAUGUUUUUGUUAUUGUUUGCAAUGUCAUUAUUAUAGAAAUGAAUCGUACAAGCCGCAGGAAUAUACCUAUAGCUAUGAUGUUAACGAUGUGUAUCGUGAACUUUUUUGAUUGUUUGCAGUUCUGUUGUGUGGUUUCACGGCCUUCCUUUUUUUUCAUUCCCAAACAUCCUACACCAGUAAUGUAUUUUUAAAUUGUAUUUGUGAUAUGCUUAAGAAUUGUGAAAGGUGUUAAAGACUAUGGUAAUACAGAAAAAAGCUAAAUUGAUAAGUUCAGUUUUCCAUUCCAUGUGUGUACAAUGUAGCUUGAGAAACAAUUUCAAAUAUGGAUGAAUAUGCCAUUGGUUUUAUCCAUUUAUGAAGGUACUUUGGUGCCUCCUUACUGUGGUUACUAGGCUAUAGUGAUGUAAAAAAAAAAAGCCUGGAUCACUGUCUUGUCUUGGGUAACUUGAGCUGGGAAGGACAUCAAUUUGUUGUAUUUGUGCACACAAUGAUUUCAGUGGUCAUAUCUUUGAAAUUACCAGGCAUAUCAUAGGAGCAAGUGGAAAGCAUGUGAAAGUGCUAUUUUGAAGUGAAAUGGCCAUAGAGUAGCAAGCAAAGGGAAGAACAUUAAAAAUUUGUAUCAUUUACUGAUAACAUGAAAUAAUUGUACACAGAAAAAAAAUGAAAAAAAUUGAAAUGGAUGACCUGGUAUGUUUUAUGCACUGGGUACCAUGCACAAGUUAAUAGUAUUUUUUUCUUUUGGAACAUACACCAGUCUGUGUCAGUUGUUGUUUUUUAGAAUAUGUCUAAUGUAUUAUUAUUAUUAUUAUUGUAAAUUAUUUCAUUGUAUUUAUUUUUGAAAGUAUCUUUGCAAUAUGACAUCACAUUCUUAGCGUACAAAUGGCAGAAUGUUCAAAAGUGCAAUCUUAAACCUCUUGCACAAAUGUUUUUUGCUUGAAUUUUUAUUUAGUCAAAUAUUCAGCAUUGUUGUCAACUUUUACAUUUUACAUUCAUUUUAGUACAGUUUUAUCUGUUCACUCACUCAGUGGUACAUGUUAAAAUACUGACAUUUUGCAGAUAUAAUUUUUUCUGGCCAUAAAAUUGUUCUUGUACAGUUUUUUGCUUGGUGCUGUGCAUCUUUCUAUAUGAAAAUAUUAUAUGAAUUUACAUAGAAAAUAUUAUAAAUACACAUAUAUGUGCAAUAUACAUUUUAUAUUUAGGAGAUGUGGCUGGCUCCAACGCAAACAAAACACAUUUUGUGUGAAUGUAUAUGUUAAUGAAAAAAUCUAUUGAUAUAAUUGAUGUUUUGUCUCUGCAGUUGCAGUGAAAUACUCGAGGUGUUUUUGAAUUGUGACAUAUCGUUUUAGCUUAAUAGUUACCACAUUUUUUCCAUUUUCAAAGAUUGUAGAA